GAAGAGGACAGGGAGGACCCAAGAUGGCCUUCUUCAACUUAUAUCUAUUAGGAUAUCAAAAUUCCUUUCGGAACAAGAAAAGGGACACAACUGAAGAAACAAACCGGAAAGAACCAGAGCCCACUAGGCUUCCCCUUAUUAUCUCAGAAAAUGGGAAUCAUUCCGUGCACCAGAAUAGCCACACAAGGUACCAGGAAGCUGUACGGAAGGUGUUGUUAAAGACAUUCCCCAAUCAGGUCUUCAGAGUCCCCCUGACUGACGCUCAGAACUUCAGCUUCUGGCGGUCCCACAAUCCAGGAGUGCGCCCAGAGGAAACGAUGCCAUGGAUCCGGAGCCCCCGCCACUGCCUCAUCAAAAGCCCAAUGACCAGGUUUAUGGAUCACUCUAUUCUCAAUGACAGAAACUUCAGUCUGUAUUGAGCAGGAUGUGUUUGCAGAAGGACAAGAUAAACUCUGGAUGGAGGGCAAAGAGGGAAAGAGGGAGGUGUCCUGGUUCCAAUGGCUGACUAAUGGGAGGAGGGGAUUGAGAACAUGGAAUAAACAGAUUGGACUAGAA
This is a messenger RNA of Physeter macrocephalus (sperm whale), 555 nucleotides long. RefSeq names its product sperm microtubule inner protein 11 (gene SPMIP11). Lineage: Eukaryota; Metazoa; Chordata; Mammalia; Artiodactyla; Physeteridae. The record is from RefSeq and is a predicted model, not a curated record. The transcript is spliced from 4 exons. The coding region runs from base 24 to 419 and encodes 131 amino acids.